Messenger RNA from Opisthocomus hoazin, 866 nucleotides. NCBI's taxonomy places the organism in Eukaryota, Metazoa, Chordata, Aves, Opisthocomiformes, Opisthocomidae. The record is from RefSeq and is a predicted model, not a curated record.
AAGAUGGGAAAUGCCAAAAGCAAUGCCUAUUGGAAUCCCCUUUCCAGAUUUCUUCCUGAGGAGCAGUCUGACAUUGAUGGAGUGUUUGAUACCUUGUCAGGAUCGAGUGGCUCAGCUGGAGCAAAACAUGGCAAAGCUACAAAGAAAAGACUGGCAGCACUACAGACAUAUAUGCAAGAGCCAUUACCAGAGAAAAUGACUGUUCGGUUAUACCACAGAAUGAAAAGUAUUGACCUGACUGGGAAAUCAUCUGGGCUGAGUGAACAGAUUGCUAAGGAGCAGUUUGUAAUUUUUAUGUCAAACCUCUUAAAAGGGAAUGCAGAUGAGAAGAGUACCAUAAUAAUGAGAAUCAUCUCCAAAACAGAAGGGCCUGUGAAGUGCAAACAAAUCCAAGAGUUCACAGAGGAUCUGAUCAUGUCUGUAGUCCAUGUACUGAGCUACAGGAAGGAACUCAAAGGUUGGAAUUUGGAGAAUACUAGGGAUUCUGCAAGUGGAGUAAAGGCUCUGGCUUCUCAGCUGCUAUCAGAUUUGAAGCUUGCAGAUGGAACAAAACCUGUGGGUCCUCAGCUGAUGGAGACAAAUUUUGAUCAAAGUGUCAUUGAGGAUUGGGUGUACCGAGUUCCACAGAUCUCAAUUUUCCUCAGUGUUGUUAUCAGGCAAGGCCUUCAUGUUCUGCAUUCUGUCCCAGACCAAACCAAAGACAUACUCAACCUGGUUCCAGCCUGCAAAGGCAUCAGAACAGGACUUAUGCAGAGGGACAAGCUGUGUGCCAAAGGGCGAGGGAGGAGAGGCGAGCAGAGCAUUGUACAAAGGUGCCAAGCAAGAAGUGAAGCGGGGAUAUGGGCACCGGAGGUGACUCGGGCAAG